Molecule: messenger RNA, 2444 nt
Organism: Scylla paramamosain (green mud crab)
Lineage: Eukaryota; Metazoa; Arthropoda; Malacostraca; Decapoda; Portunidae
Product: troponin C, isoallergen Bla g 6.0101-like
Exons: 6
Coding region: 98-568 (156 amino acids)
Cellular component (GO): myosin II complex
Molecular function (GO): calcium ion binding
Source: RefSeq, a predicted model, not a curated record
UUCCAUUAAAACCGAGGAUGUGGUUACACUCGCCCCCAGACUUGACCAGGGCGGCAACCAGUGUGUGUGUCUAGGACUGCCUCACAUCACAACCAUCAUGGCGGAAUCCAUGAAUGAUGAAACAAAGCUUAUGCUCAGGAAGGCGUUCUCGAUGUUUGAUGAGAAGAAGACAGGUUUCAUUGCUACAGACAAACUCCUGGGCAUUCUGGGAGACCUCGGCCAGAGCGUGGACCCUGACGAGCUGAGAAAGGUGAUCAAGGAAACAGAUGUCGAUGGCGUGGCAGAAUCAGAGGGCAAGAUGAGUUUCGACCAAUUUGUCAACGUGGUGAGCUGCUUCAUGCAAGACGAGGACGAAGAGGCCAUGGCGGAGGAACUGAGGGAGGCCUUCAGGCUGUACGACAAGGAGGGUAAUGGCUACAUCACGACACAGACGCUGAAGGAGAUUCUCAAGGAGUUGGACAACAAGCUCUCCGAAGACGACCUGGAUGGCAUCAUUGAGGAGGUGGAUGAGGACGGCUCUGGGACUGUGGACUUCGAUGAGUUUAUGGAGAUGAUGACUGGAGAAUAAAGUGCAAGAAUAAGAAGAAAGAAGAAAAAGAAAACAAAAAAGAAGACGAAGGAGAAGCCGGAAAGAGAGAGAGAGAGAGAGAGAGAGAGAGAGAGAGAGAGAGAGAGAGGAGAGAGAGAGAGAGAGAGAGAGAGAGAGAGAGAGAGAGAGAGAGAUGUAUCGUCGUAUCGCUGUGAUCUCUCCUUGAAGUCUCCGCAGUGUGUUCAUCUAUCUGCUUCACUGUCUGUUUGCCCGUCCGUCUGUCUGUCCGUCCAUUCCUGGUCGAUGCGUUCUUGUUUGUCUCUCCCUCCUUCCUGCCAUUCGUCUGUCCGUCCAUCAAGGUUGACUAAAUACCAGAACGAAUCCUAUGACACACCAGUUUCACCGCCUGGUAUUCUAAACAAGUCCCCCCCCCCAAGGCGAGUAUAGUCAAAGAAAACGAGUUAAUACAUACCUUCUAUGACAAAAAGAAAUAGUCAGUAGAGAUAAAGAGAAAGAGGAAAGAAACAUGUCUUUGGCAGUAAAUGUGCAGGGAAAGUGGGGAAGUGCGUCUCUGGCUCAGAAAAUCACAGAACUCAAUUAUAUUAACAGAGGCUUCAGUAGCAGAAAAAAAAAAAAUAUAGUACUUGCUCAAAAAAGAAAUCGUAAAGAUGAUUGCUUCCUGUGUGUGUUUUUUUUUUUUUUUUUUUUUUUUUUUUUAGUGGAAGAAGAACACGUUUACUAAGCAAUCUAACCAUCCUUUUCAGAACUGUCAAAAGGGAUUCACCAUAUGAACCUUGAGUAAAAAACCGUAUCACUGACUCAAAAAACUUGUCAAGAUACUCGUUUCCUGUAGCUUUGGAACGGAAGAGGAGCGGUUUACUAUGUAAGCCUUCCUUCUCUGAGCUGUCAGGAGAGAUAUAAGAAAUAUAGAAAGAAAUAUAGAAAGAAAUACGAUCGGUAUUUUGGCUUCCCUCUCAUAUCUGUCUGAGUGAGUGAUCCAUCUCACAAAAGUACAUCUCCUUUAUCAUAACCAGACAGCUGCAUUGAGUAACGUCGAGUCUAGACACACACGCACACACAUCACUUUACCUUUAAGAUCACGAAGAAUUGCGAUAACAAACAAUAAUAAACAAGACAUUCAGGUUCCCCUAAGGUCAUUUGUUUGGCGCCUCUUCCCACUAAGUUCGAGGAGAAUAAUUACAUAGACAAAAGACACGUGCAGCUUUUCUCCCACCAGGUCAGGCUAAAUUUUUACUCCUACUGAUUGCAUUCUCAUAUCCUCACCUGUGUUCCUAUGGGUCUCCCUCUGGUGGCACGUGGAGGAGUUGGCACGCUGAGACAAACCUUUGAUGGGAGGGUGGGAAUGUUACGUAAAGGUGAUGAGGAGAGUGAGAGAGAGAGAGAGAGAGAGAGAGAGAGGAGAGAGAGAGAGAGAGAGAGAGAGAGAGAGAGAGAGAGAGAGAGAGAGAGAGAGAGAGAGAGAGAGAGAGAGAGAGAGAGAGAGAAAGGUUUCUGCUCACACUACAAUACAAUAAUCAUGGAUGUAUUUAAAGAUGACUUACUCCCUCCUGUGUGUGUGUGUGUGUGUGUGUGUGUGUGUGUGUGUGUGUGUGUGUGUGUGUGUGUGUGUGUGUGUGUGUGUGUGUGUGUGUGUGUGUGUCUUUCUUACGGAUAAUAAACUUUUAAAACAGUGUGAUUUGUAUUCAUUGCUAGUAUUCAUUGGUAAUACUAUAUUAUUAUUAUUAUCAUUAUUAUUAUUAUUACUAUUAUUAUUAUUACUGUUGAUGUUCCUAUGUUAUUGCCAUUGUACUGAUGUUUGUCUAUACUUGCUGAGAUGUUAAGAUGUAGCAAGUGCGAGAGAAUGAGAACCAUGUUACCAUUUCUUUUAUUACAAGAAGUAAAUGUGACACAAACA